Messenger RNA from Aspergillus clavatus NRRL 1, 771 nucleotides. Its product is annotated as GPI anchored serine-threonine rich protein. NCBI's taxonomy places the organism in Eukaryota, Fungi, Ascomycota, Eurotiomycetes, Eurotiales, Aspergillaceae. The transcript has a single exon. The record is from RefSeq and is a predicted model, not a curated record. Bases 1 to 771 code for a protein of 256 amino acids.
AUGCGUUUCAUCACCCUGGCUGUUUCUUCCCUGGUGGCCCUGGCUUCCGCCUACACUGAGCCCAACUACGCCAAACCUCCUCUGGGCAACCCUAUCCUCAAGCCUGGUCUGAACGAGCAGGUGUCUGCUGGCAAGUCCUACACCAUUGAAUGGACUCCCACCACCGAGGGCACCGUCUCGCUGGUCCUCCUCCGCGGCCCCAGCACCAACGUCGUCCCCAUCGACACUCUCGCUGAGGCCAUCCCCAACUCGGGCCACUUCGUCUGGACCCCCAGCACCAAGCUCGAUGACGACGUCACCCACUACGGUCUCCUGCUCGUCGUUGAGGGCACCGGCCAGUACCAGUGGUCCACCCAGUUCGGUGUCUCCAACCCCGGCCACGCUGGCUCCUCCUCUUCCUCCGCCUCGGUGUCCGAGACCGUCCCUGCUGCUGAGCCCACCGCCACUGCUAAGCCCACUGCCUCCGAGGUCACCAUCAUCACCACCGAGAGCACCACCUACUGCCCGGAGUCUGAAUCCGCCACUGCCACCACGCCCACCGCCCACGUCAGCCUGACCAGCAUCCCCAUCAUCGUCGGCACCGGUGGUGUGUCCGUCCCCGUGGUCUCGCCCACUCAGACCCCUUACCGUCCCAGCACCCUGCAGAGCACCUAUGGCACUAGCACCCCCACCGCCAGCGGCCCCUCUCCCCUCUUCACUGGUGCUGCCGACCGUACCGCCAUCAGCCUCGGUGCCGUUGCUGCCGGUGUCCUCGCCGUUCUCGCCUUUUAA